Drosophila grimshawi is the source of this 2775-nucleotide messenger RNA. Its product is annotated as protein prune homolog 2. The transcript is spliced from 4 exons. NCBI's taxonomy places the organism in Eukaryota, Metazoa, Arthropoda, Insecta, Diptera, Drosophilidae. The record is from RefSeq and is a predicted model, not a curated record. Gene Ontology annotation, cellular component: cytoplasm. The coding region runs from base 197 to 1633 and encodes 478 amino acids.
AGCUUAAAAAAAGUGUGACCAAUGUAGUUGACGUUUGUGCAUCUGCCCUAAGAUUGCUAACAAAAUGUAGUGAUGUGAAACUUGAUAAUAAUAUAAUGUGAUGUAUAUUCUUAAGAAUGCUCUACAUUAAUGAGUGCGUAACGGCAUUCCAAUAUUGCUAAAACUCGCUGAAGCAUUUGCCAAACGCUACAAAACUAUGAGUUGUCACUACGCGGAGUCGGAGUCUUCGCAGUCCGAGAGCAAAAUGGACAUCUCCGAGACGCCAACGGACUCCACAGGCGUUUCACCGCUGGCCGAUGAGCAGGCCAACGAUGCCACCAUGCCAAAUAAAAUCGAGGAUGAGCGAGAGAAUAUCGAAAACAAGAACUCAUCAACGCUUGAUAAUCGCAUAAUACGUCCGGAAUUGCUGCCACAACGACAAAUAGGUGAACGCAUGCUGACGCUGGCCAACAGCCAUCCGCUGAUGUCGCCCACAAACACGGACUCCGAUUCGGAGCCAUUUCAGGGCAAGUGCAAGAAUUUCCCCGAUGUUGUGCCGCGCACAGAGCAGGCAACAACCGAAGCGGUGCGCAAUACACUGAAUCAACAGAACAAUAUGCGGGUGAAGCCACAGGAUGCCAAGGUGUGUUUGCUUCGCGCCAAUAGCCCUGAUUUACUGAGCAGCGAGUCGGAUGCGGAUGUUUCACAGUAUUUGGCUGCUGUGGAGUCCAAUUUCCAGUCGGUUUCACUGCUGCCCAAUGUGAACAAUAAAGCGUCGCGCAAAACGAAACGAUCGAGUGGUGCAGCGGUUGUCGGGGAGGAUAUAUCCAGUUUGGAUUCCAUAUCAAAUCACAGUUUCGACGACGACGAAGACAUCGAGCAUAAUUUGGCCUCGCUGAGUCCAUCGAGUUCGCUGAUCGAUGGCUUGGAUGGUGAGGAUGAUGAUGAUGACGAUGAGUGUGAGGGUCCCGAACUGCUGCCCGACAACGAUGACGAGUUGGAUGACUUUGGCAUGACCACAACGCCAACACCGCAUGCAACCGCUGUUGGUUCCGGAGGAGCUGCUUCGUCGGAGCUGCCACAGUAUACAGCAGAUGAGGAACGACGUGAUUCCCGCAAUUGGCAAAAGAUUACGUUGCCCGAUGGACGCACCCGCGAAAUCGAUAUGCGCGUCAUUGAGCCCUAUAAGCGUGUGCUCUCUCAUGGCGGCUAUUUGAAAGCCGGCGGACAGAAUGCGAUUGUCAUAUUCUGCGCUUGUCACUUGCCGGACAGAUCGCGUGCCGAUUACAGCUAUGUUAUGGACAAUCUUUUUCUGUAUGUAGUCAAGACACUGGAGCAGCUCGUCACUGAUGACUAUGUGCUUAUCUAUUUGCAUGGCGGCUCCAGUCGACGCAAUGUGCCUCCAUUUCCAUGGCUAAAACGUUGCUACCAACUGUUGGAUCGUCGCUUGCGCAAGAGUCUGAAGCACAUGUAUUUGGUGCAUCCCACAUUUUGGAUUAAAUCCUUGGUCUGGAUGGCGCGCCCCUUUGUCAGCACAAAAUUCUGGCGCAAGCUCAUCUAUGUAAAAUCUCUGGAGGAACUGGGCCUGCAUGUGGUUGUGGAGAAGGCAGCCAUACCAGAGAAAGUUAAGCAAUACGAUGCCAAACGACAUUGAGCUGCACAACAGCAGACUCAUUGAUUGAUUUGGCCAACUGCUAGCUCAGGCUUGAUUCAAUCGCAACGCAAACAUUCAUACACGCUCGCAUUUGUGUUUCUGCAUUCCUCGUAAGGUCUAUUUGAAACUAGUAUAAUUAAUAUGGCUCUCAGUUUUUGUAUUUAUUUGAACUUUCGCUAUGCUUUAAUUUAAGAUCUCAAUCUUUGUGAUACUUUAUUUUUAUUUUGCCUUUCUCAACUCAUGUGCUUUUUUUACCCUCUAUAUGUGCUAUGUAAUGUAAUUGAUGGCGUUCAACAACAUCGAACAAGUUUUUGAUAGCUUUUACUGGCAGCUGUAAAACUCACAUAAGUAGUAUUACUAACAAAUACACCCAACCACACCACACCACACCGCACCACCCAUCGUAGUUAUAGCAAGCCACUAACGCAUUAUUAUAGGUAAUUAUAUCAUGAUCAUAUAGCUUCCGCUGUAGCUCCAUUUACAUAUACAUAUACAUUUACAUACAUAACUAAUCGUACAAUCUACAAUACAUAUUCAUAUACAUAUACUUUGAGCCUGGUUUUAUAACGUUAACAAAUAUUUAAGCAACAAGAAACCACCAGACUUCCGUACAUGUUACCUUCUUUGUCGUAGCAAAAUAUUAUAUAUAUGAAAGAAAAACAAAACAAAAACAAAAACAUUACGAAAGAAUAACCGCAACUGAAUUUAAAUUUAAGCAAGUUUAUAUUUAAAAAUGUUUAGCUGAAUUUUUGUGUGAAGCUUUUGCAUUGAUUGCAUUGUAUACUUAAAUCGUUAUCAAUCAAGAGCACCAAAAAGAAAAAAACAAGAAAAGACCACUGAGAUGACCCCAUGCCAGUCACAGCUCCUCCUACACAAAACCCAUUAGUAGCUGUUUAGCCUGUAAGUGAACUAGUGACCAUUGUAUUGAAACAACAACAAGAACAAGAACAUGAAAUAAUAUUUGAUAUUUAACUCUACAAUCUCACAUACACAUUAAUGAACAUAUGAACGUAGUUGUGUAACUAUAGUUAAGCAUGUAACCGAUUGAUAUUAAGGAGCGAUCUUUUGUUGGUUUCCUUAUUGCUUCAAUGAUAAUAAUAAAAUGCAAAUAACGAUUUUUUAUUUAUUAUGCAAAAAAAAAA